Aegilops tauschii subsp. strangulata is the source of this 1113-nucleotide messenger RNA. The record is from RefSeq and is a predicted model, not a curated record. NCBI's taxonomy places the organism in Eukaryota, Viridiplantae, Streptophyta, Magnoliopsida, Poales, Poaceae.
UUUACUCAUUAAUUAUCUCCUCGGUUUCUCUUCCGUGAUGGCAGUUGUCCACAACCGGACCUCCCCUGGGUCACGCCGCCCCUGCCGCCUACACCCACUGCCGCGCCGCACGCCGCUGGAUCUCCACCCCCACCCUCCCCGCUCCACUGGAUCCCCGCACGCCGCACCACCCCCCGGCCAUGGGCACUGGCUACCCGGCUCCCCCGGAUCCCCGCACCACCCGGCCAUGGCGAUGGCUGCUCCCCUCGCCGGGAAUCCCCGCUCCUCCGGCCAUGAAGGGCUCCUCUAGCUCCGGCCGUGCGCUCCAGCACCGACAGCCACUCUCGUACUCAUGUAGUUCAACUGCGACCCCGCCAUCGGAUGGGCGGCCAUGGCAUGCCGACAUGCCGUCCCGGCGCAAGUCCUUUUCUCUGUCUGCUUCCGCAUUUUUGGUUGGUGAAGCAUGCCAUCGUUCUUCGUUUCAAUCCAAAUCAGACAUGGGUUGGUCUCGCGUGCGAGCACGGCAACCCCUGAGCAACAUUUCGAUGAUCGCACUUCCUAGGAACCAGGAGCCCCACGACCGCUUCCCUUUCUUCAGCUCGCUGCCGAGCGUCUCCAGCCAAGACGUGACGUCGAGAGAUGGCCAUGGCCGCCCGAUGCCGGAGCGCCGUCGGCCAAGGACCCGCCGGCAUCCAGACCCCCUCCACGCCAUCUCCAUCUCGCCGGAGACCUGCACCAAGUCCCAUCUAGCGCCUUCGCCACCCUUCGGCUCCCGCCCCGUAGCUCCGCAGCCCGAACGCUUCAACCGACUUGUGCCUGAAGCAGAGGAGAGGAGCUCCCUGCCACGAGCCUCUCCGGCGCUGGCUAACCAGCAGGCUGACCCGCCUCCUUCUUCCUUUUUUUCCGCCGCGAUGCACCACCCCUUCGCUGUCUCCUACGGCGUGGACGCCGACGGCAAGCGGCGGCCCGUACCCGGCGGUGGAGAAUGCGGUGAAGCAGUUUAAUUAAGGAUCGCGGGUAGGAUUGUAACUAAUGCAGGGUUGUUUUUGUAAAAACAAAGCGUUUUCUGAUAUACCCACUGAAAAUAGGAUGGCGGGUUGAAUUCUAAUAAAUGAAGGGACUUUUCUGCAAAAA